GGAGUCCGGCGGCCCCCACCGCCCACCUCCCCCCUCCCUCCCUCUCUCACACACACACAGAGGUGGACGAGGAGGGGAGACGCACAUUUGGCAUCGCUGCCCCUCCGAGAGGCACAAGAGGAGACUCACCUGUCCUGCUGUCGACUGGAGUUUCACAAAAAAAGACAACUUGAGUCAGUGAAGGAAGACAAACCGGGCGAAAGCGACCUUCCUAGAUAUCAUCCUGUUGACGGUGGGUUACCAGCGAGGUCUUCGUAGCGGACACCUGAAGGAAGCGCGGAGUCGUCCGUCACACGGGAAGAAAAGCGGCGCUGGACUGCCUCGGGGCCCUUUGUCUCUGACGGGCCAGCUUUGGGUGAAGGAAUGUCUGAAUCUCUCGAGAAGCUAAGUGCGGUGGAGCUGGGAGCGAUCCUUGAUUCCGAAUCCCUCCCCGUUGGCAACUGUGGCUCCGGAGUCAUGUCACCAGUGGUUGUGGUGCCUCCUCCCUACUCAGCGGCAGAAGCUCCCCUAGAGUUGCGAGGCUCUCUGGACUGCUGGGCCUGCUCUGUCCUUAUCUCCUUGCAGAACCUCGUCAUAGCUGCCAUCAACCUGAGCCUUAUCUCGCUCAUCUUUGGCCUUGUCCUCACACCUGCCUCAGUCAUGCUGGCUUUUGGAUUCCUCUGUCACUCCAAGGUUCAACCCAUUGGUGCCGUCCCAUACUGCUCUGCCUUGCUUAACGAUGCCGGCUGCACAGCGCUUAUCGUAGUGGGAUUCCUGCUGGUCCCACCCUUACUGGUGCUGGCAUUAGCUGCCUAUUGCCGUGUUGCCCGCCAUCUCCAGCUGGGGUUGUGUUUCAUCCCUUAUAGCCGAGCAGUGUACAAGAACCUGCCUGCAUCCCAGUACCGUGGCCUGGGCUUGUGCUGUGAGGGGCCUGGGGAUGUCGACGAUCAGGGCGGUGGGAAGGUCUGGGUGUGAAGUGUUGGUCGUGCAAUUCUGACAGUUUCACUGCUUGUAUGAUUCGAACAAGGUAUGGACACUGAAGUGCCCUCAACAUUAUGAAGGAAACACAGACCAGAAGGGGAACUGAGUGGGAUCAACGGUCAGUCAUCAAACUAAGAAGUUUACCUUUACUGAGAUGAUGCUGUGCAUACGAGUAUUUGCCUUAUGAUAAAUAAAGUACAUUGAGCGUUGUGUCAUUGUCA
Molecule: messenger RNA, 1181 nt
Organism: Polypterus senegalus (gray bichir)
Lineage: Eukaryota; Metazoa; Chordata; Cladistia; Polypteriformes; Polypteridae
Gene: tmem88b
Product: transmembrane protein 88 b
Exons: 3
Coding region: 364-954 (196 amino acids)
Cellular component (GO): plasma membrane
Molecular function (GO): PDZ domain binding
Source: RefSeq, a predicted model, not a curated record